Messenger RNA from Cheilinus undulatus (humphead wrasse), 7396 nucleotides. It is a transcript of the gene znf346, whose product is annotated as zinc finger protein 346. Bases 29 to 982 code for a protein of 317 amino acids. Gene Ontology annotation, molecular function: nucleic acid binding; zinc ion binding. The transcript is spliced from 7 exons. NCBI's taxonomy places the organism in Eukaryota, Metazoa, Chordata, Actinopteri, Labriformes, Labridae. The record is from RefSeq and is a predicted model, not a curated record.
CCGCAGGUUGUGAGCUGAGUAGAAAACUAUGGCCGUUGCGAUGCAGACGGAGGAUUUUCCUUACUUACCGUCGGGGCUGGCGGAGGUAAAUAAAAUGAUAAAGGAGCAUGGUGACCUGUUUUCUGACUCCCAGUGUAAAGUCUGCAGUGCUGUCCUCAUUUCAGAGUCUCAGAAGUUGACUCAUUAUCAGAGCAAGAAACACGCCAACAAAGUGAGGCGCUAUUUUUCCCUCCAAAAUGAGAAGGAGACGCCUGUCAAAAAGAUCAAGUCUUCAUCUGACAGUGACUGUAACAAUGGAGACACAGACCGGUUUAAGAAGUGUCAUAUAUGUGACAUGACCUUCACCUCUCCUGUGGUCGCAGAGUCCCAUUACCAAGGCAAAGUUCACGCUAAAAACCUGAGGCAGAACCCAGCUGUUGCCUCCCAGACUCCACCAACAACUCAACCGAAAAAGAAGCCUGCUGAUGAUUUGAGCAAUGUGCCGGUUACGGGAGGCAACAAUAACAACAACACCAACCCAGAUCGUUUCUGCUCCAUCUGCCAGGCCUCCUUCAACAAUCCUCUCAUGGCCCAGCAGCACUACGUCGGCAAAAAACAUCGAAAACAGAUGACCAAGAUGAAACUGUUGGAGACAUACGGGCCAUCCACAGCACCAGCUUCCACACUAAAGGGCUACCCAUGCACCGUCUGCGGCAUUGAACUGAACUCUGUGGAGCAGUACCAGUCUCACAUUAGUGGAGCCAAACAUAAGAACCAAGUGAAGAAAUCUGGCCUGAAAACCACAGAGAACCAAGUGGCAGCUGAACAAUCGUUGGGGGGUGACGUCAGUGGAGAGAACCAGUACAGCAGCGCCCCUGCAGAAGAGCCGUACGCACCAGGAGAAGGUGACACUUACAUGGGGGAAGAUGAAGCUUUUGCAGCCGGAGGUCAGCUGUACACUCCUGAGGACACGGAGUACUCAGAGGAGUGUCAGUUCACUUGAGUCCAGGCUGCAGAGCUUUUUUCAGUCAGGACUUGGAAUGAAAACAAAACAACCAGCCCCUAACUCAUUAACAUCGACCUCCAUGGACUUUCAGCUCCUCUCAGAGUCUCGUCUUAGUACGACCCCCCCAAAACGGAGUCAUUUAAACACAGGUUUAGACUCUGAAUACCCCAAGAGGUUUUUAUUUCAGUUGUUUUGUUUCUUUUGUCUGAAAAUGUUACAGAAGUUUGUGAUUUUUUUCUUGGAUUUUAUUUUCUUGUCCUUCACAAUGUUUCUGAGGUAUGAAUAGGAACAAAUAUCAGUCCGCAGUGUUACCUAAAUGUGAUCAUAACUACAGGCACGGUUAAGAGCCUCUUUCAGAUUAUUCUGACUUUUGUCUAAAGCACUAACAGACUUAAAAUGUCCUUUUAAAUAUCUGUACGUCAAGGCUGGUUAAAUCCAGAUCCCAACACUUUUUAUUUCCUUACUUAUGGAGUCUGACUUUAUAAAUCUUUUAUUAUUUUAUUACAAUGUUGCUUUCAGUUAAUUCAGUGGUUUCACUUGUCAAAAAUGUUCUUUAAAAAGGAGAGAUAUCAAACUUGACCUAAAUUGACCACAGUCUAAAAUGACCUAAAAGGAUUCACAUAAAAGCUCUAAAAAUACAAAACUACAGAUCUGAGCAUAAAUUCUAUGCAAGCUUUUAGAAACUGUGUACAACAAACGUACCAAAACUGUUUUUAUGUGUUGAACCCAACCUUUGUGUCAGUACAGCAGAUGUGCAAGUGAAGUUUUUCUGUUCAAGAGCCUGUGGCAAGUCCAUGAGUCUGCUCAUAAAUCGCUGCAGUCUAAAUAUACUGUAAUGUCACUGUGAUGUCACAUUUGUCAUGCACUGUUACAGUGAUGCAGAUAGGAUCUAGAUUUUAUGGCGGUCUAACUAGGAGAUUAAACAUAAAAAAAGAUGAUAUUAAAGUGAUGCCACAUGUUAGAGCCUGCAAUGCCAAACUGCUUCAGAAGUUUGCAGUAAAUACAGAAAUGUGCAUUCACUCAGUGGUUUUCGUGACGUUGCAGAGUUGAGGGUCUUUCCUCAUAAAAGAUAUUUGAGGAUGCAGACGCCAGCUGAACAUGAGCUCAAGUUUGACCUGCUGAGGAGUUACUCAUAGAAUUAUUACGGCUAUAAAAGCCAAUAAGUAGUGCUCUAUUCUAAUAAGGUAAGCAUUAUGCAAGAUAUCAGCCAGUCCUCAAAGACUGUGGUUCCCAACCUCCAAUUCUAAGCCCCCCUUAAUGUAUUGUAAAGGAGUGCAGGACCCCCCAAAACAAAAGUUGAUACAUGGAUGUAAAAAAAUCAGCAUCAAAUUAAAAAGUUUUCAUUGUUCAAAUCUUUACAAAAAAGCCCCACACAGAGGUUUUCUUAUCAAGAGACAUUUGUAUUAACUAUUCAUACCCCCACAAGGGGUCCUGGACCCCAGGUUGGAUGCCAGUGCUCUAAGAGAAUUGAAAUGUAAGGCAUAUGUAUAAGCCUUUUUCUUUUUUUCUACAAUUUUAAUUGAUACCAGUUCAGUGUGACUUCCCACUCUAUGUCGUUGUUGGGUGAAAAUAAGCUUUGAGAGUGAAUGGCAGUAAAUUAGAAAACAUUUGUAACAAUGCGAUAAAACUAUUGUGCUGCCUUUUGUGCUUUAAAGAAUGAAAACAAACAAAGUUUAAGCCAUGUUAUUUAUCCUCGAUUAAUGAAGGAGUAUGAAGAAGACCUUUGUUGCUCUAGACCAGUGGUUCUCAACUGGUGGGUUGGUAAGCUCUUUCAAGUGGGACGCGAAAUGUGUGCCAGGGAAAAAUCCAGCAAAAAGUCUAUUGUAUGGAAGCACUACAUGUAUUCUAUAGUUUUCCUAUGAUAAUGAGUAAAUUUCAGGGUUUGCCUCAUGAUUUCAACCUAUUUAUCUCAUUUUCACUGGAUAACAAGCAGGUUUUUUUUUUUCCAAGAUAUUGGUGAAAUUCCUUAUGAAAUUACCAAAUUUCCAUGGUGUCUUGGGAAAAUAGAUUAAAAUUAAAUGCAUGAAUGCAUUUCCUACCAUAAUGAUGUUUUUUAAAAAAUGGUUAAAAAAAAAUGUUCAAAAAUUUGGGUGGCAGUUUCUCUAAAGGAGGUGGUGGUUGGUCAUUUUGUCCAACCAGUUGAGAACCACUGCUCUAGACUGAACCUCACUGGGGUGUUAUGUAUGAAAAAUCUAGAUCCAACUAAGUCAGGGGUGUCCAAAGUAUGGCCCGGGGGCCAAAUGCAGCCUGUGGUCCAUUCCUGAUUGGCCCUCAGCAAAUUCUAAACAUUAAAUGAAAUAUAGCCCACAUUUGAACAUGAAUGUACUGUACUGUACUUCUUCUUUUCAGCGCAAGGCAGUGCUACCAUGAUAUUUCUGUAAACAAACAUUUUGACAAGAAAACUUUAUUGAUUUGAGUUUUUUGUGACUAAAUGAAGACAACACUGUAAAUGGAAAUCAAAUUGGCACCCAACAUAAUAAUAUUUUGAUUUAUAAUACCCUGAUGGAUUACGAAGUCUUAUAGUAGUACAGAUGGUGUUUUAGGGGCAGAACCAGGAGUAGCCAGGGCCGACCAGGGCCUUAAGAUGAUUGGCUAUUUGCUUUGUCAGCCAAUUAACCAUUUAAAACCUGAGUUUCUGGACUCUUUUCUAAUUUUAACCAUAAAAGGCUCAGAAAAUGUCCUGUGAGUACAUGCUUUUGCCAAUUUUUCCACAAUACUUAGAACUUUUAAUAUAUGGCAGUUAUUUACAUUUUACUGCAUGUUGGGACUUCCGGUUUGUAGAUGAGACAGUAGACAGCUAAAACAAGGAGCUCCCGGCCGAAUAAGUUUAAAAAAUGGAGAAAACCCUUAUAAUCAUAACUCGAUGAUGGAAAAAUAAUUAACAUGGAUAAAACACAUUUUACUGCAUGUUAAGAGUGUUUUAACAGUUUCAAAUGAAAAAACACAAAAAAUGGGAACUUUAUCCUAGAAUCUUAGUGAGAAAAGGGGAAAUUACAGUAAUAACCACAUGCUGGCUGUAAAGCACAGUUUCUCAGCUUUCAGAAACUGUUUGUUUUGUGUUAUCAGAAAAAUUCAGUUAUGCAGUUAUGGUCAUGCAAAGUGUGCUUCAACAGCGUGUUGUCGACGACACGCUAGGAUUUAAAGGGUUAAGCAUACCCAAUCACUAAGCAUACCUUAACCAUCAUAAGAUUGGUUUUACUAACUUUAUGAUCCUCAGGAUGAGGAAUUUGAAAGUGGCCCCACCAUCCUUAUAUAUUUUUGUGUGUGGCCCCCAGUGGAAAAAGUUUGGACACCCUUGAAUUAAGUUAACACACAAGGUGAUGUCAAUUUAUGACGUCUCUGUCGCCAUUUGUCCAGUUUGAUAUAGAGUCUGAACAGACGCUCAUAUACACUUUCAACUUUGCCAGUCUUGUUCUGGGAAGACUCAUCUUUAAUGCAAAACUCACUGACCAUUAGAGUCCGGCUCUCAGUAACGUUAAAAUGCAAAUGGUUUUCAUAUUUUAAGCUUUUAAAUAGCGAAAGACACAAUUGUUCCUAUUUACCUCCAUUCAUUUUGAUGGAUUGUUUUCACCCUAAAAGUGGCGAGGCAGGUGUUGUUUGGGCAGUACCUGAUUGUGGCUCUUAUCAAUUUUGGAUGUGCCCUUUUGUGUUUGUGGACAAGAGCCAAGACAAGACAAAAGAAUAAAUGUUUUUACAAUGCAAUAGAAAGCUGGAGAUAAGUUAGACACUUUACCUGCAGAAUAAUAAAAUAAGAAGUAGUUUCACCAUAUUAAACAUUGGCACUCUUAAAUAACCUUUAAGCAUAGUAGGUCAUUAUUACAUUUAUAUAGUAAUAAUAGGUCGAUUAAAGAUAAAUCAGUAUUGGUGCAGAACAUCACAUUUACCAAAGGUUAAAACAAGACGAAGUAAAAAUCUAGAAACCCCUGGUUAUCUGGUUCAAUUUAAUUUAUACGCUAUGGGUUUUUGUUUAAGGCUCCUGUGAGGAGUUUUCAGCUGAUUUCUCUGUAAACUGUAAAACCAAACAAGUUGAAAAAACAAUUUUUGUUAAAACUGGUUAUGUUAAAGUUCUUCACCAGUGGAAACAUUUUUUUGAGCAAUCCCGUAUGAGUUCAUGAGUUCUCAAAACAGAGGCAACUGAUUACAUGAAACCUUUAGGAGGUUUAAUUAGCAGGUACUUCACCUUUUUAAGUUAUAGCAACUCAAUUUUACUCAUACAUUUAUGCUGGGUUUACUUUACUUUUUAAUAUUUAAGUUGCUCUCCACAGGCAGGACUCGCCUAACUCGGUCAGUAAUUUCACUCAUGGUGCAAACAUGUCCAAUGCCCAAAGGCAUGACAUAGAAAAGCAGAUAAGACCAUCAGACUGAUGCUUUCUGUAUGACUGUGUUUAAAUGCAUUUAACCCCUUACAGUACGUAGGUGUUAGACAGAUGGAUUUGCAGCAAACUGCUGAAGCAGCCUUUGUUGAUGUUAACUACAGCAGACAUUCACAGUGAGAAUCCAUUCAUUCCUAUGGGAAUCUCCAUGAUAUCCGACGUGCCUGCAAAACUCCUCCUCUGUAAAAUUUUUCACUUUUCACGGACAAGCUGCUUACUUGCUUAUAGUCCAUGACAGGUCGUAUAUUUAUCAGCUUGACAUGAAAAACAGUCAAAUUUAUCCAUUUGGUAUGAAACGCAGCAUGAUUUAUCAGGUGAUACGAGGCAGUUUGAAAUAUAGUUAGAGGCAUGAUUAGAUAAAAAUCUGAAUAGCUUCACAUCUAAUUACUGCAAACUUAAACUGCAUUUUACCUGACAAGUUUAAAGUCAAGUAAGCACAUUCUGUUUAACUGACAACACACUGUAAAGAUGCAAAGUUGAUGCACUUAUGAGAUGCUAGCAAUGCUAUCAGUUUACUGUUGUUUACAUCAGGUUAAUGGGCACUGUUGCAGCAUGGCAGGAGCUUUUCAGAAAAGCUACAGAGGCUACUUGUGGUGGGCGGCUGCGUUGCAAUCUGGAUGACGUGUUUGACCGGAAUGCUCAGCCUUAACUGAUGAAAUUAUUUAAGAGUUAGUUUAACCAACUUGUAGUUUCAGUGCUGACUACCAAGGGGUCCAAAUUUGUCUGGCUAAUCGCGCUCAUCUCUAGAAAAUACUUUAGCAGCCACAGAGUUCAUGUUCCUCCUUUUUUUUUUUUUUUUUUGGAAUAUAUUUGGUUUGUGUCUUCUGUGAAUGUAUUCACUCUAAAACAACCUCACAUCUUCUCUCUACUCGCUGAAAGCUUUAUUUAAUUCCCACUCUGUUGUUGAAGGAACAAACAUUUGCACAUUCAGAUCAGUCGCUGUAGCCGUUAAGAUGCCAUCACCUCAAUGUCAUCUUCAUCCAGACGACAGUUUAAGUGUGAACUUUGAGUUGAUCUGAUUUUCAUUUAAAGCUUAAAGGAGUUUGCCUUUAUUGUUCAUUGUAACAGUGCGCUCAUUCUGUGUACAUUUCAAAGCAAAUACCUUAAAUUUUGUUUGAAACAGCUGACAUUUGUUUGCUUGGCUCAGACUUCUCCUAAAUGUAACUUUCUUGAUCGAUUAUCUUGCUCUAACUCCUCCGUUUUUGAAACUUGCGUUUUAUCUCUCGGACUGUGUGACAUUUCUGUUUCCACAUCUGAAGGCUGCGUAUAAAAAUGUAAACUGUUUGACUACAGGAUACUAAAUUAUGUAAAUGGGGGCUCAUCAUUUAUUGAUGAUGGUUAGAGAGGCUGCUAAAAGGUUUCAAGUGACCUGAGAGUCUAAAUUAGAUCCUCAAAAGCUUCAAAAGUACCUGGUUAUGAUGAAAACAAGCAUUUUGUAGAAGUUGAUGUCAUUUUCUAAAGUCUGUUUUCAGUUUUCAGGAGAGUAAAUAAAACAUGAAUGGAUGAUAGUGAAAAUAGAAAUACUCAUUUAAAAUGCAGUGGAUUCAUCAGAGCUGAGUUAAAGAAAAGAAGCCUUUUUGUAACGUGUAGUUAAAUUCUUGUUUUAUUAAAGGGUGAUGUUUUUUUAAGAUUUGAGUUCUAAAAAUGGGGCUUUAUGAACUCUAAAAGAGACGUAGCUGCUUUCUGAGCUCUGUAAUUACUGUCAAUAGCAGAGAAUAUUUACCGCAGAGAUCUUUAAAAGUGAUGUCAGAUUAGACAGUGAUGUCAACAUUAGAAUAAGGUUUUUUUAGUCCAUUUGUCCUCAUACAGGAUGACUGGUUGGAUAUUUUAGUACUGAAUGUCUUCAAACUUCCAGGUAAAGAAAAAAAAUUUUUUUGGGGAUGUUAUUUAUACAAAGAGGGCUUAUGCAUAUUGUUUAGUACGUGGUGUAUAAAAGACAAAUGGCCUUUUUGUUUUCACCUUCAUUGUUUGAGUGUUUGGUGUUUUGUGGUUCAGCCUUUCUAUAUAAGUUGUGUAUAAGUGAGGGAAAAAAGAUGUC